AUGGUCUUCUCUUUGUUUCUGUUCUUGUUUAUGAGAUGGUUUGUAGAGAUUGGAGCGAGCCAAGAUGAGUGCAAGGUAUCAAGAUGCAGCAACCAUGGCCCAGUUAUCAGGUUCCCCUUCCGGCUAAAAGACCAGCCAUAUAAUUGUGGCUAUCCCGGGUUUGAGAUAUCUUGUAUAGAAAAGAAGCAGACCAUCCUAGAGCUGCCAUAUUCCGUAAGCCUUUCAGUGAAGAAGAUAAAUUACAACUCUCAGGAGAUUAUCGUCCAUGACCCAGAUUUUUGCCUUCAAAGACAGCUUCAAAACCUUAGUUUGUCUGCCUCUCCCUUCCAAUUCAAACUUGCAAGUUCCAACUACCUAGUUGACUACACCUUCUUCAAUUGUUCCUCAAAAAAAACACACUUAGAUUAUUUUUUUUCCAUCCCUUGCACCGUUCUCCUCAGCAACCCAGUCUAUGCUGUUGAUUCUGACUAUAAUCUUGAACUCUUGGACCUAUCCUCUUGCCACAAGAUUUACGACGUUACUCUCCCAGUAGAUAUGGUUUAUGGGGAAAAUUAUUUUUCCUUAACAUGGUCAGAAUUGAUAUGUGGAAACUGCGAAAGAGAAGGUAAGAAAUGCAGACUGAAGAGCAAUGUUGGCAAAGAACCUGAAACUGACUGUAUUGAUAAACCAGCAAAAGCGGUAAUCCUCAGUUUCUGUCUUCUGGUGCUUGUAGUCAUCGCACUCUAUCAUGUGUAUAGCUCAGACAAAUUAGAAAGAGAGAAUACAAAAAAGAUAGAACAGUUUUUAGAAGACUAUAAAGCUCUCAAGCCCUCAAGAUACUCCUAUGCUGAUAUUAAGAAGAUUACAAAUCACUUCAAGGAAAAAUUGGGUCAAGGCGGAUAUGGAACUGUGUAUAAAGGAAGGCUUUCUAGUGACGUUCUUGUUGCAGUAAAGAUCCUAAACAAUUCAAAAGAAAAUGGAGAAGAGUUCAUUAAUGAAGUGGCAACAAUGGGUAGAAUCCAUCAUGUCAAUGUGGUUCGCUUGGUUGGAUUUUGUGCUGAUGGAGUUAAACGAGCUUUAGUUUAUGAGUUCUUACCAAAUGAGUCUUUGGAGAAGUAUAUAUUUUCAAAAUCUAUCAAGGACUGCUCACUUAGCUGGGAGAAGCUUCGAAAUGUUGCUUUAGGCAUAGCUAAAGGAAUUGAGUAUCUUCACCAAGGUUGUGAUAAAAGAAUUCUCCAUUUCGAUAUCAAACCUCAUAAUAUUUUGCUUGAUCAAAACUUUAAUCCAAAAAUCUCUGAUUUUGGUCUAGCCAAAUUAUGUUCCAAGGAACAAAGUGCAGUUUCAAUGACAACAGCAAGAGGGACCAUGGGCUAUAUUGCACCAGAAGUAUUAUCAAGGAACUUUGGAAAUGUGUCCUAUAAGUCAGAUAUUUAUAGUUUUGGAAUGUUGCUACUAGAAAUGGUAGGAGGAAGGAAGAAUAUUGAUGUCACAAUGGAGAAGACUAGUCAAGUAUACUUCCCAGAAUGGGUCUAUAAUCAGUUAGAUCAGGGGGAAGACGUGUGUAUUCGAAUUGUGGAAGAUGGAGAUACUAAAAUUGCAAAGAAGCUAACAAUUGUGGGACUUUGGUGCAUCCAAUGGUAUCCAAUAGAUCGCCCUUCCAUGAAAGUUGUCAUUCAAAUGUUGGAAGGAGGAGGAAACAAUUUAACCAUGCCGCCCAACCCUUUUGCUUCCAUAGAUGCAACAAGAACAAACACCAGAAGGCGAAAAAGAUCUCUUCAACAAGAGUUGGCAGUCAUCUCAGAAUUAAUAGAGUGA
Messenger RNA from Vitis vinifera (wine grape), 1794 nucleotides. RefSeq names its product rust resistance kinase Lr10-like. The record is from RefSeq and is a predicted model, not a curated record. Bases 1 to 1794 code for a protein of 597 amino acids. Gene Ontology annotation, biological process: protein phosphorylation. The transcript is spliced from 2 exons. Gene Ontology annotation, molecular function: polysaccharide binding; protein kinase activity; ATP binding. Lineage: Eukaryota; Viridiplantae; Streptophyta; Magnoliopsida; Vitales; Vitaceae.